Molecule: messenger RNA, 1329 nt
Organism: Bipolaris sorokiniana ND90Pr
Lineage: Eukaryota; Fungi; Ascomycota; Dothideomycetes; Pleosporales; Pleosporaceae
Exons: 5
Coding region: 1-1329 (442 amino acids)
Source: RefSeq, a predicted model, not a curated record
AUGCCUCCUUCGCGCGCAGCACCGCUUACGAGCUCCUUCUCCGUCAGUGACGAGAACAACGUCGUCGUCUGCCCGCUGCGCAACCAUGAUAGCUCAGCUUGCCGAAAGCGCUGCACAGGCGAGAAGCGCUUUCGCUCUAUGCAAGAGCACAUUCGACGUGCUCACCCCGAGCACUACAUUUCCAAGCUUCCAGCAACAGAGGAAAGCUUUCUGUUAAUGGUCAAUACACCACCGCAAGAACGAGCUCCUCCUCCUCCUACAGCGACGGCAGUGGCAGCGCCACAAACGUAUGAUUACAGCAACAAUGAACACAAUUCCUUCUUCGAGUCCGAAUUCGGCGCCAAUUCUCUUCGAGGGACUGGCGAAACGCGUCGGCCAUCGCUACUGCCUACCGCGACUGCUGCGGCUGCUCUGGCCUCAUUACACAAUCACCGUGCAGAGUAUGACUGGGAUUCAGAUCCGGACGCAGCAUCCGACCCAGACUCGAAGAACUUCAGGCCCCGCGCGCGCUUUGCCCCAACCCCCGUAGGCCCACCGAGCAACACCGAAGAACCAUACUAUACUUCUGGCUCUAUCCAGCAAGAGCUCUUGCCAUCCUCUCUCGCGCGCUCACCUCCCGGUCGCUCUUCCACUCUGCCUCCGGGAGCUCACUCUGUUAAGCCGAACCGGCCUCGGAAGCCGUCCAUAGGGCAGAAUGCUCGUCGAGGGAAACAUGAACGCCAGAAAUCAAAAGACCACAGUCGGAGAAUGAGCUAUGACCGAAAAGCAUUUUCAGCUGAGCCUGCAACAGCAGCUGCCAUUAUGGGUAAACGGUGGGAAGACCUCAUUGACGCUGCUGCUUCAGCAACUGAAGAAGAUAGCCGUGAUUUGACCCCUGUGCCGCAAUCGCCCAAUCACUCACCCCACAUGAUGAACAGUCGAACAUCUAUGCCACCCUUCAACUUUGCUUCACAACUCCAGUCAUACACCGCAUCCCCCUUGAACAAUGCCUUGACGCCUCCACCGCCAGACAUGUCGGAUCUGCAGCCCUUCCCCUCUGUCGAGUCAUCGAUUGAAUCAGCAAUGUCUGGCCACAAUUUUCAUAUGCCCUCGCAGGGCCUUUCUGACUCGUCUCCCAACUCCCUAUUUCCUGUUCAAAUAUACUGCGCUGCCUGUCGGAAGCUAUCCAUAUUGCGCGACAGCUAUGCAUGCUCUGAAUGCAUCUGCGGUCUGUGCCAGGAGUGCGUCGACGUUCUGGUCAGCGAACACAAUCGCGGUCGCGCUCCAACGUGCCCACGGUGCAGCACCAUUGGAGCCAAGUUUAAGCCCUUCCAGUUGGACAUUAGAUGA